CGUAAUUAUAUCCAGGCUAUUGGUAUCGACAAUAUUGGGCGACAAAAACUGCUGGGAGCGAUUCGAUGUUUGUUGGAGAAUAUACCGGCUAAAGAUGAACUGUUACGAUGUCAAGUGGAGCUGAACGUGAAGCGCAAUGAACUGGCACGGCUACAAAAACGGGCCAAGAUCACUAAAGAACUCUUCGAAAUGGUGGAUCUCACAAAACAACGAAUGACCACUCUGCGAAAAAGGUUAAGACCGUGCGCCAGUCCAUCGCUGUUGCAAAUGGCUACUGAGAUGGAGAGCAUACUGAAUGAUGUUAUCAUUGCGAUUCAUCAGGCCGAACCUUGUACUCCUUCUAAAGUCAACCGGGCUAUUCCUCAACAUUAUGUUGCACGUCGACCGUCAAUAUCGCCUUUGAGAAUCCAGCAACGACGAGUCUGGGACCACUGUGGUGACGAUAAACAUGAGAUGCUAUUAAAUAUAUCAGCUCCACAUGACAAUAGUAUAAGCAUUGUGAAUUUUGGAUUGUUCGCAAAGUUUGAGGAGAACCAAACUUCGACGCCUAUAAAACCAAAAUCAAAAACAAUCAAGGACAACCAAAAUAUUAAGCCUUCAGAAUGGAAGACAGGUUUUAGGCCAUUUGAGCGAAUAAACCGUCUGAAUGAACGAAAAAUUGUGGGCUCUUUGAGCCAUUUGGAAAAGGAUAGUUAA
Gongylonema pulchrum is the source of this 696-nucleotide messenger RNA. The record is from the annotation of a GenBank genome assembly. Lineage: Eukaryota; Metazoa; Nematoda; Chromadorea; Rhabditida; Gongylonematidae.